UUAUGCUUAUUAUUAUAUUAAUAAAAUUAAUUAAAAUUAUAUUUUUUUACAAAAUGAAUAAUAUAUAUUAUGUUAAUAGUAGAUAAUCUAUAGAUGAUCUUAUUAUAUUACAUGAGACUGCAUCAUUGUAAUCAUUAUAUCUAUACAUUACUAUCAUUAUUGCCUUAUCCUUUUAUUAUCUUUGCAUGCACACAUAUGUUAAUAUAAAAGCUUGCAAUUAGACUAUUCACAAAUGUGUCUCGUAUUGCUUUAAUGUAUUUUCUACUUUGUAAUGCAAAGUAGAAAAUUGUCUAUUGUUAUAAUUUUAAGUUUGAUAUUUUUUUCAGAACAUCAUGUACACUUCAGCGGUGCGAGUGGUCUUGGGAAGGACAAUAACAUUAUGAUACAACCGCAACGACAUGGGCAUAUAGAUGUUCAUCUUGGAUUCUUACAGCUUCAUCACAGGUAUCACGUGGAGUUUUCUAUACCAUGGAAUAUUUGUGUUCACGGUGAAGUUCUUGCACCAGCUAUAGUUGCCAGUAAUCAGCACAAUCCAGACUGUCAUAUCAUUGAACUAAUGCAAGAGAAAGAUGGUCUAAAGUUAAAAAUUGAAUUGCUGGCUUACAAGGAACGAAUCUUGAAGGAAGAAGUUGAAAUCAUGUGUUGUAAUUUUGGCACACCAUUGAAAAUACUUUUGAAUGCAAGAGUAUUAGGUAAAGACAAAGGAACUCCAUUAUUAAGGAAUGGUAUACGCAGUGUUGCUGUAGAAGGUGUUGAAAAAGACGAUACAUCUGACUGAAUCUACUAACAAUCACAAUGCUUCUAAAUAAAACGCGCUUUUGUACGCUUUAACUAAAUUGAUUUUAUAAUUGUUUAGAUUGAACAAAUCUAAGAUA
Polistes dominula (European paper wasp) is the source of this 875-nucleotide messenger RNA. RefSeq names its product adipose-secreted signaling protein. The record is from RefSeq and is a predicted model, not a curated record. NCBI's taxonomy places the organism in Eukaryota, Metazoa, Arthropoda, Insecta, Hymenoptera, Vespidae.